CUUUUGCUAUGUAACCGCGCGACGUCACUCCAAAGGCUCCUUCAGGCUCCUUCCCUGCGCAUGCCGAGGCUCUUCCAGCUCGGGACAGUCCAACGAUUCUCUUGGGAUUGAGUGAGUCGUCUACUUUACAAGACGCGCUUCCCUGAGCGAUGCUGCGCUCACAUCUCAGUCGGUGGCUCCAGGCCACCGUCUACCUCCGCGUGCACCGCUGGACGGACUGGGCACUACUUGUCUCGGCCUUGUUGGGCUACGGGAUUAUCACUCGGCUGUGGACGCUACCCGUUGUAUUAGACAGGUGGGGGAAUGCCUGGCAACAGACGUGGUGGGUAGCGCUGCUCGGGCUGCUACUUGGUGUCAUGGAGGACCUCUGCGUUUGCGUCGUUAUGUUCUCGGUGCUCUGGACCUUUGACUAUCUCACACUCAAGUCCCCGGCCGAGCGGCACAAGCUAGCGCGUCGACAGAGAGAGCAGCAAAAAGCUCUUGAUGCUCAGAGGACUGACGUAGAGCAGGGAUUGCAAGACGACAAAGACACCGCUGUAGCUCCAGCGUGGACGGAAGCUGUGGUGCUCACGGAACAGUUCGGGCGCUUGGCGGUAUACACCGUGGUGUUCCUACUAGCGACUGGUGGACUUUGUUUGGACUCGGUGUUCCUACGUGCACGCAAGAUGCGAUUCUCAGCCGACUUUGUGGUCAUGUACAUCCGUGAGCGAGACGCUGCAGGAGAGCUGGAAGUCGACGCUGCAGAGUGGUGGGUGCUCUUCUGGACCUUGUUGUUCACAAUUGGACUAGCCCUUUUUGUUGGAUUGCUUGGAGCUUGUUGGAUCAAUCUGAUGGACUGGGACGUACUGCGGUUUGUUUGUCGCAGUCGGCUAUACCAACACUGUGUCGCUAUUGGCGCUGCAACAAGCGACUACGAGCGUUUACAUAACAAAGAAGAUGACGAUGACUCGUCUGAGGACUCGGAAGAUUCGGAUGAAAGUGACGACGAAGACGAUGAUUGUUCCUGUCUACGAACCGCAUCGUUUCGAUUAACUCCUCUAAGCGUGCUCUUCCUGCUUGUCGUGGGUUUCUUCUUAACUACGUACGAGUUGGCAAAGACAUUGCCGACUAUCGUGGGCUUAAUCGCUUUAAACCCGGUGCUAAGCGAGCCUGUACGGAUGGGUACUGGUUCUCAAUUUGUUGCGGAACGCAGUUCUAACACCAUUAGCCGCAGACCAAUGAGUGAAUUUAUCGAACAAGAGACCGAGCUAUCCCAGAUAUUCGACGGGGACUCGUUGUACCGCCGUACGUUGGCUUUCGAUGGUCCGCUGGCGUUUGACAUCAAAGUUGGACGUGAUGAGCGGCCUAAUGUGCUGCUGUUAGUGAUGGAGUCUUUUCGGAUGCAAGACUCGCGAUUUCUACUAGACAGUGCCCUUGAGGAAGAGGUGGAGGCUGCAACUGCGUCUUUGCUGCCGCCAAAUGUGACGUUGACGCCCAAUUUCGACCGGUGGGCGUCUCGAGGCGUAGCGCUGCGGAAUUUGUGGUCCACUUGGCGGACGAGUCGCUCGAUUGAGACCCUCCUGUUCGGUCAAAUGCCGUACGAUAGUGUGACGGAAACAGGCACAACCUCGGGUCGUCUGGACACGAACCUGACGGGGUUGCCACAGCUCUUCAAAGCGAAGGGCUACGACACCAUUUUCACUACGGGGACACGCACAGACUACGAUUAUUGGGACACCUUUCUGCCAGCGCACGGUUUCGAUACCGUAUUAGACCGUUGGGGGCUCGUGGACAUUGUGGAGAAUGAUCUGAAGCUUGAUGACUGGUCCCAGGGCAACCACAUGCUCACCUACUGGGGCAUUCACGACGAUCUAUCGUACACAGCAUUGUCCUAUAUUAUUCGAAGCCGACAGUUUGCCCAGAACGUAGCCAAGCAGCAAGCAGAGCGCGACGCAGCAGCAGCCAAGAGGAAAACACCUACCAAUGUGACGGAGAAACCUCUCCCCAUUACCACAGCGUCGACGAACCCGUGGUUUGCAACGCAUUACACGAUUUCAAGCCACGUGCCGUUCCACGAACGUCCUGACUGGUUCUUCCGUUAUGCGACCGAGCAUCGAGCUGAAAUGGAGGAGUUUGCCCCGCUGUACAAAGGCCACGAGCAUGAAGAGCUCAUCCGUGACUACGUGCAGAUGCGCUACUUCUCCGACAUGGUGUUUGGUCGAUUCAUGGAGCAGUUGGAGAAGGAUAAUGUACUGAAGGAUACCAUCGUAGUGGUCGUUGGAGACCAUGGCCAAGCCCCCGAACGUGGCAGCGCAACACCCGAACAGGACCAGAUCGCCACGUCUCGAAUUGCAGGCGCUAUUAUCGCUGAGGGUCGGAUACAGACCCCAGUAGUGAUUGACGACGCAGCCUCGCAGUCGGACAUUUUGAACACGUUGGCGGACAUUGUGGGGCUGCCUGUGGGAGGUCUACUGCAGACCAGCAUUGGCCGUUCACUGAAGCGUAAACCGCCCACGGGUGUCGGUAAACGAGUGGUUUAUAGCAACAACCCGGCUACAAAUCUCGCGGCGGUGGUGGGUACUAUUCGUCUCCACUUUUUCGCUGACGGAUCGGACGCGGUACGAGCGUAUCACACGCAGCGUGAUCCGCGUCAGGAGCAUGAUCUCAUGGGCGAGCUUUCAGAUGAACGGAUACGAGAACUACUGCGGAUUUGCGAUGACGGCCGAGCACUCAACGCGUACUUUAAACACCGCUGGGACAACAAGUGCUUACUACAGCCCUUGUGCGGGGCGCAACAGUAAAGCUGGCAGCCCCCAUCCAUAGUGCCGGCCACAACAAAGUCCUUGGUCAUCAUCUCACAUCCAAGGCAGUCCAUGCUGAAUAGAAAAGGCUUGGUGUCCAUCACAGGCUCCAAUCUCUUCUCGUACAUCAUGUUGGACAGCAGCGCACUCAGCGUCAUGGGCUUAAUAUCACGCUCCUCGUUCAUCUUGCACAUGUUGAUCUUAAACUUAAGUAGCUGCGACACUGACUGCACGUCGGUGGCGAGGCCCGCUAGGCCCAGGAACGUCUUGUCCGUCACACGGAACACCUUUUGGAAGUCCAUGGCCACUGUCUGUGCCUGCAUGCCUAGUCUGGUAUCACUGUUUGUUUACAAUAAGAAUAAUGUUAGCAAUGGCGCUUAGACAAUAGAAAAUGAAGGCGCACUAUUGUCAGUAUAAGGCUCUAAAAUUACCAAGCAAUGCCAACGCAAUCUUUGCCCGCCAUUGCGAUGAUCGCCGCUCCGUUAUACG
Molecule: messenger RNA, 3269 nt
Organism: Phytophthora nicotianae INRA-310
Lineage: Eukaryota; Oomycota; Peronosporomycetes; Peronosporales; Peronosporaceae
Exons: 1
Coding region: 150-2780 (876 amino acids)
Source: RefSeq, a predicted model, not a curated record